GAGGGUUGGUAGCGCUCUCACACUCCAGCUGAUCGGCCUCGACUCCCGGUGCGGUCCGUCGGACUGUACGCGGUUAUUAGCGUAAAUUUUCUACUUUUAUUCACGUUAAAUACACAGAACCCCUACACACAGCGGCAGCUCGCCUUUUCGACGACGUGUUCUCUGUAUGUUGCCUGUUUUGAACCGUGGAUUACGCCGCGAAAGCUUUCCUGGGAAGCGUCGAGCUGAGGAAUUUGUCCCCACAACAAGAAGGCCGCUAGCUCAUCCCCGGUCUUUCCUAGGGCAGAGGCCGCCGCGUUCAGUCAGCGAUGGGGGACACUGGGAGUGAACGAAGCAAGCCACCGAGUAACGUUAUACCUCCGCGCUGCCCUUGCGGAUUCUGGGGGUCCAGCAAAACCAUGAACCUCUGCUCCAAAUGUUUUGCAGACAUCCAGAAGAAGCAACCCGACGAAGACUGCGCCUCAGAGCCCACCCCCAGCUCCAGCAAUAGCCAAUCAGCAGUCUUCUGUAACGAGACAAGCAGCAGUAGCCAAACCCUGUCCUCCACGCCAGUCGUCUCUGAGGGGCCUUCGACAGACGCCACGCCCCUCACCGCACAGGAAGAAGCCUCGAGUACAGACACAGCCCGCGGCACGCUAUCCACUCCCACAAAACGACCCUGUGAAUCGGGUUCGGAGAGUGACGCAUCCCCAGAGAAGCGGAUGCGAGUUGGAGAGGCCUCUGAAGAGUCUCCGCGAGGGUCUAAGCAGAAGAACCGCCGGCGCUGCCAUCGCUGCCAAACCAAACUUGAGCUCGUACAACAGGAGCUGGGAUCCUGCCGCUGUGGAUACGUGUUCUGUAUGUUGCACCGGUUGCCGGAGCAGCACGACUGUCUGUUCGAUCACCUGGGCCGCGGGAGAGAGGAGGCCGUGCUGAAGAUGGUCAAGCUGGACCGCAAAGUGGGGCGGUCCUGCCAGCGCAUCGGAGAGGAGUGCUCCUGAACACAAACACACCUGCACGCACACACACACACACACACACAACACACACACAGACACCCACAUACACACACAUCUGCAAUGUGGACGAGGAGAACAGGAGGACUUAAUUCACAGCAACAGCAACUCUCCACAGCCCCACUUCCUCCUCCUCCUCCUCCUCUUCCUGUCUUCAGACCAGUGGUGCUUCAGCCCUCAAUGCAGCUCCUCCCCUCAGAACACUGCUGACUCCACCCUGAACUGUAUAAGCCCCGCCUCUACCCUCCCUGCUCACCUAGCACUGUUUUAAACCUGCCUCCUUUCCCACCUGCGUGCACACCACAUACACACCUGAAUACACACACAAACGCACACCUACACACACAUGUAGACACAAACACACACACUUAUGGCUCUGAUACCCCUCACAGCUGUCUUAAGCCCAUUCCUAAGGACCUCGUUGGACGACCCUGCCCAGAAUAUGACCUCUCUGGAACCUCCGGAAAGAAACAGAAGGAAAGGAAAAACCUCACCUGCUCUUUUAUGGCACCUGGGCACUCUGGAUGCUGUCCAUGACCUCUGACCUCUCAGCUACUCCAGCUCCUCAGCUCCCCCCUAGGCCAUGGGAAGUCAUAAAUGUCAUUUUAGCCUAAAAUUACACCAGUGAUAAAACUCAAACUUAGUAAAACUCAAAUUAAAACAUGAAAAAGAAAAAAAAAAAACUUCCUAGUAGAAGCUCUUAAUUUUUGAUAUCAGCUAUGCAAUGUUUACUAGUAAUAAUAUAUAUCAGAUCUAUAGAUCAAAGCCAAUUUGACUAGUCACAUGACCAGGAUCACAUAAUCCUGAUGUAAUUCGUGGGAGUUUGUAUGUGUUGUUACCAUUGGUUACCAUGAUUUUCCCCUUUUAUCUUAUUUAAAAUUAAUCUUUUUUUUUUUUAUCUAGUAAAUUCAUAAUUCAACUUAAAUCUCACCAGAAUUACUGUGCAGAUUAAAAUUGAAUUAUGAAUUUACUUAUAUUAAUUUAUUUAUCAUAAAUACGCAUUUAUGAUAUGUGCAUUUAAGACGUGUUUAAAUUCGCUGUCUAGUCUAUUAAAUUGAUCUGGAUACAAUCUUGAUAUGGCAAAAAAUCAUUCAUGGCCUUAGAUAUCACCAAUUUUUUUUUCUCUAUUAUUAAUAAAGUAUUGAUAAAUAAUCUAAACUUUUGCCAGAAAGUCAGAGUUUCAGUGAAGAUCUGCUGAGUUUUUAAUAGCAUAAAUGUAAGUAUAGAUGAAUAGUGAGAUUUCAUGUAAAUCAAUGGUCAUCCUGGUAAUAUGACUGGUCAAUAUUUUUAUUUAUUUAUUUAUUUUUUAUUUUUUUUGAGAGACACCAAAUAUCUGGCAACCAGAAUGUUUGUCUUAUUUGUAGUAGUCAGCUGAAGAAGUUAAAAGAGAGAAUGGCAGUUUCUUAAAAUAAAAAUAAAUAAAUAAAAAGGCAAGACAAAAAUACAUUAUGCUAUAUAAUUUUAGCAGUGGUGGAAAAAAAAAAAAAAAAAAAAAGCAAAA
Molecule: messenger RNA, 2496 nt
Organism: Astyanax mexicanus (Mexican tetra)
Lineage: Eukaryota; Metazoa; Chordata; Actinopteri; Characiformes; Acestrorhamphidae
Gene: zfand3
Product: zinc finger, AN1-type domain 3
Exons: 6
Coding region: 309-980 (223 amino acids)
Molecular function (GO): zinc ion binding; DNA binding
Source: RefSeq, a predicted model, not a curated record